AAAAUCUCCAAACCCCGAGCGAUGGAGGGGCUGUCUCUUCUUCAUUAAGGGGAGCCGGAGACCGGAGGUGAUCUCGAGCUAUGUCGUCGGCCGCCGACUACAACGAUCGCGCCAUUCUAUUGCGCUCCAAUUCCGGCGACGAUCUGGAGCACGGCGCCUCUCAAUCCCCCAAAACCAGCUCCAGGGGCUGCCUCGCCUCCGAUCUCUUGCACCGCCUCGAUCGCGGCCUCAGCGCUUCCGGCCGCCGAUUGACCGUCCACCACCGCGUUUCCUCCUCUCCCCCAUCCUCUACCUCGCCUUCCCAUCGCCCUAUUGCCGCCUCCGAUGAUUCGCUCGGGGACGGCGCGCCCCCAGAGUGGGCAUUGCUGCUUAUCGGCUGCCUCCUCGGCGUUGCUACCGGCCUCUUUGUUGCCAUUUUUAAUCGCGGGGUACAUGUGGUACAUGAAUGGGCAUGGGCUGGCACCCCAAAUGAAGGUGCUGCUUGGCUCCGGCUUCAAAGGCUAACUGAUACUUGGCACCGUAUACUUUUAAUACCAGUUUUAGGUGGAGUUAUUGUAGGUGUUUUGCAUGGACUUCUAGAAAUAUUGGGUCAAAUAAAGCAAUCUACUUCUUCGCAAGGACAAGGCUUAGAUGUGUUUGCUGCAAUCUUUCCUGUACUGAAGGCUGUCCAGGCUGGUGUGACCUUAGGAACUGGUUGUUCUUUAGGUCCUGAAGGCCCUAGUGUUGAUAUUGGAAAAUCAUGUGCCAAUGGAUUCUCACUGAUGAUGGAGAACAAUAGAGAAAGGAAAAUUGCUCUGGUUGCUGCUGGUGCGGCUGCUGGAAUUUCUUCUGGUUUUAAUGCCGCUGUUGCUGGAUGUUUCUUUGCUAUUGAAACGGUUUUGAGGCCUCUCAGUGCUGAAAACUCUCCUCCAUUUACGACAGCAAUGAUAAUUUUGGCCUCAGUUGUCUCAUCAACUGUAUCAAAUGCUGUUCUUGGGGAGAAACAAGCUUUCACAGUGCCCGCGUAUGAUUUGAAAUCUGCUGCUGAGCUACCAUUGUAUCUAAUACUGGGGAUGUUAUGUGGAGUUGUAAGUGUGGCUUUCACUCGCUUGUUGGAUUGGUUCACAAACAUAUUUCAGUUCAUCAAAGAAAAGUAUGGGCUUCCAGAUGUAGUCUGCCCUGCUCUAGGAGGCUUAGGAGCUGGUCUAAUAGCACUUAAAUAUCCGGGAUAUUGUAUGGGAUUCACCAAUGUCGAUGAAAUAUUACGUACUGGUAAGACUGCUUCAGCACCAGGAAUCUGGCUACUUGCUCAAUUAGCUGCAGCAAAAGUAGUUGCUACUGCACUAUGUAGGGGAUCUGGCCUCGUUGGUGGCUUAUAUGCCCCAAGUUUGAUGAUUGGUGCUGCUGUGGGUGCCGUAUUUGGUGGCUGUGCUGGUGAGAUUAUCAACACUGCUAUUCCCGGAAACACUGCUGUUGCUGAGCCACAGGCCUAUGCUCUGGUGGGAAUGGCAGCAACAUUAGCCUCAGUCUGCUCAGUACCUUUGACUUCAGUUCUUCUUCUUGAGCUCACCAGAGAUUACAGAAUCUUGCUUCCACUCAUGGGUGCAGUUGGAUUAGCAAUAUGGGUGCCCUCUGUGACAACUCAGCCAAAAGAGUCAGAGGCAUCAAAUACAAAGAUUUCUCCGCGAGGUUAUUCUGCUGUUUCACUAGUGAAGACAAAGAUGAUGAUGUUUGGAGGCGAAACUAGUCAUAGAAAUGAUAUAGAACUCCUCUGCCAUGAAAACUUUAGUGGUCAUAAACAAAUAGAUGUUGACAUUUUACUGGAAAAUAUGAAGGUUUCACAGGCAAUGUCAGCAACUUCUUAA
Molecule: messenger RNA, 1844 nt
Organism: Salvia splendens (bonfire salvia)
Lineage: Eukaryota; Viridiplantae; Streptophyta; Magnoliopsida; Lamiales; Lamiaceae
Product: chloride channel protein CLC-f-like
Biological process (GO): transmembrane transport; chloride transport
Cellular component (GO): membrane; Golgi apparatus; chloroplast
Molecular function (GO): chloride transmembrane transporter activity
Source: RefSeq, a predicted model, not a curated record